GAUCAGCUUGUAUUGAAUCUAGUUCGAGUGAGGUAUUUUGAGCCAUUGAAGAGUUUUGAAACGAAAUAGUGAAUUAAGUUUCACGUUACAGGUGUUUGCGAGAGCGCGUGUGGUGUUGUAGUGCCUCAUAGAAAUACGAAAAAAUUGAAUUGUGUUGCAAAGAAUUAAAUCAGAAACGAUUACAUAGUCUGUUACAUUAGUAUUGCAAAACAUAAAAAGAAAAUAACAACAAAAUGCAAUCGAGUAGAAUUUUGGUGUCCAAUUGGAGAAAAUCCAUUCAAGUGCAUGUGAAUAAAAGAAAUUUGGCAGUCAAUGGGCAUUUGAAUGGCAUAAGUCCUGGUGUAUUGGUGACAAACAAAACUUUCACUUUCGAUCGACCACAACAGCAACAAACACAGAAACGUUGGUCAACAACUACAAGUGCUGCAAUUAACGCCAGCAACAACAACAAUGGUGUUGGAGUAAACGAAAAAUUAGCCGUAAAACCAUCUCCACCAAAACAUGACUGGGAUCGUGCCGUUAGUGAGGCGGAACGCAUUGUGGGCUAUCCCACAUCCUUUUUGAGUUUACGUUGGCUACUCAGCGAUGAAAUAGCUAAUGUGGCAUUGUAUUUGCGUAAACUAGUUGGUAGCAGUCAUCCUCUGUUAAAGACAGCCAAGGGUCUUUUAUACAAUGGCAAAAAUACCAUGCAGGCCUGGGGCCUAAUUGUGCUGCUCAUAUCCAAGGCGGCUGGUCAUGCGCCAUCUGUACCCGAUAUGGAACAAGAUAAAAGUGCUGGAGUUUUACACAGCCAAAGGGGACUAGUCGAGGUUACGGAAAUGAUACGUAUCUCUCAUUUGAUACACAAUAGUUUAGUCAACCUGCAACGCUCCACCAAGGCCAGUCAGGACAGUGCCUCAUACGAUGACAUGACAUUUGGCAAUAAAAUCGGCCUGUUGAUUGGCGACUAUUUACUAAGUCAUUCCAGUGCAGAAAUGGCCAAUUUGAGAAAUCAAGUUGUUGUCGAAAUGAUUUCCUCAACUGUGCGUGACUUUUCCGAAUCGGAAUUUAUUGGUGAACGAGAUGAACAAAAUAACCCGCUGCCCUCGAGACCGGGCACUAAGCCACUGCAGCAAACUAGCAAGGCAAUUAGUACAACAGACAUUGAUUUUUGUCGCGAAGAUGUUUUGAAGCCCAUGAACAUAUACAAAUAUUUGGGUGAUCCCGAAAAGGAAUGGGAGGCUAGAAAUAUUUUAAAUGUGGGCAGUCUUUUGGGUAAAUCUUGUUCGGCAUCUCUGCUGCUGGCCCAACAAAGUGAAGAACUGCAAAAGAAGGCGUAUUUAUUUGGCAAACAUUUGUCAUUGGCAUGGCAGGCGUGUAUUGAUGCGGAACCAUUUCAACUGUCAUCACUGCCGUAUGACACCACAUUCAGCUUAGUCAGCGCUCCCGUACUGUUCCACCUGGAACAUGAUCCCAAACUCUAUGACGAAAUAGAAAAGGGCAAAGUUUGUGUGGAUAAUGUCGACUACAAUAAAAUACAUAAAGCCAUUCUACAAGGUCCUGGUCUGGAGAAAACCAAACAAUUGCAACGAAAACACACAACGGCAGCUUUAAAAGUAUUGGAAAGUUUUCCAAACAACGAUGCCCGCAAAGCAUUGGAGAACAUAAUUCUAGCUAUGCAGGAUUUAUAAAAUCUAAGACAAAAAAUCACUAGUUUUAAGCCAUAAUUUAUAUACAUAAUUGUAAUUGUUUUACAUAUUUUUAACUAAAUGAAAUUUAUUUAAUUGUUGCUAUUUUGUAAUUGUAACUAAAUUUUAUAAUAAACAAAAAUAAAAAAACAUAAUUUAUUUA
Messenger RNA from Musca domestica (house fly), 1830 nucleotides. RefSeq names its product all trans-polyprenyl-diphosphate synthase PDSS2 (gene Pdss2). Gene Ontology annotation, biological process: ubiquinone biosynthetic process; isoprenoid biosynthetic process. Gene Ontology annotation, cellular component: mitochondrion; transferase complex. Gene Ontology annotation, molecular function: prenyltransferase activity. Bases 234 to 1670 code for a protein of 478 amino acids. The record is from RefSeq and is a predicted model, not a curated record. The transcript is spliced from 4 exons. Lineage: Eukaryota; Metazoa; Arthropoda; Insecta; Diptera; Muscidae.